This is a messenger RNA of Pistacia vera, 1161 nucleotides long. Its product is annotated as FCS-Like Zinc finger 13-like. Bases 116 to 838 code for a protein of 240 amino acids. NCBI's taxonomy places the organism in Eukaryota, Viridiplantae, Streptophyta, Magnoliopsida, Sapindales, Anacardiaceae. The transcript is spliced from 2 exons. The record is from RefSeq and is a predicted model, not a curated record.
CUCCACCCACUCCAUCUUAAAUUAAACCCUCUUACCAUUUGGUUUUCUAGAGAUUUAUUUAUAUCUCUCCAUUUCUUGCUUCAAUCCACUCUCGCUACAUCAAAACUCUUUAGCCAUGUUGGGCAACAGACCCCGUCCGGUCAUUGGAAAGUUAUCGGCUUUAUUGGUUUCCGGCAACCGUGCUGCCGGGUUUUUGGAUAUGGGUUCGAGUCCAAGGGGCCCAUUAGACUUAAAAAUUCAAUCACCAAGAGGUCUAAAAUGUUAUGAUGUAGGUGGGGUUGGAUUGGGAAUUGUUGCGGCUCUAGAGAAGUGCAGUAGUAGUAGUAGUAGUAGUGAUGGGGGUCGUGAGAUUUUGGCUAAAUUUGCUGUGUGUAGUCCUACAAGCUUCAGUAAAUCGAGUCCAAUUCCGGUUAGUUCCGGUAGAAAUUGUGAUAGAUGUGAGAUGGAGAGCUUGGAGGAUUAUACUUAUGUGACUUGUCAUGGACCGAACAAGUCCUUCACCAAGGUUUAUUACGACGGAGAUGAACGUAAAAUAAGCAGUGGAGAUGAUAGAAUAAUUAAGGAAUCGCCGGCGAGAGUUGUUGUGGAAGAGACAUCAGUUUAUCCCACUUCAGAGUUUAUGAGUUCAUGUAACUUGUGCAGAAAAAAACUCCAUGGCAAAGACAUAUACAUGUACAGAGGGGAAAAGGCAUUUUGUAGCACAGAGUGUCGAUCAAGGCAAAUAAUGAUGGAUGAGAGAAAAGAACAUUGCAGAUCGGAGGUUUCAAGGUCUGCGGAUAUGUCAAGUUCACCUUACACAAGAGAUCACAUCUUCUUAACGGGAAUUCUUGCAAUUUAAAAUCUUUACACUAUAAGUUUUGGCAGCAAGGCAAUCAACUUAAUUAUAUAAGAAGCAAUACUAUUAUAUAUAUUACUAUAUAUAUGAGAAUUACUCGGCUCUAAUUUUAACCAAAACAAGAGCAAGAACAAGAACAAUUCCUGUCCCAGUUGCAGCAGUAAAGUUUAUGUUGUAAUGAGAUAAUAAAGUUUGAUAUGAGUUAAGAGUUUUUCUUAUCUUCUUUCUGGUGAUUAAUCAAUGGGCAGUAUAUGGCUUAAAGAAGAGACAAUAACAAAUUGUUUCUGGAAACCAUUAGUUACUAAAAAAAGCUUUCUUCUCCUUUU